ACAUCAAUUUGUAAGGAUUUUAUCUAUUGAAGAAUUAUUGGCUAUCUGUGCCAUCACUACUAAGGAAGUUACACCCAAGGUAAUCAAGUUUGCUAUUGAAGAGAUUGCUAUUAUUAAGGAAUUUGCUAAUAGCUAA
Messenger RNA from Acaulospora colombiana, 136 nucleotides. NCBI's taxonomy places the organism in Eukaryota, Fungi, Glomeromycota, Glomeromycetes, Diversisporales, Acaulosporaceae. The record is from the annotation of a GenBank genome assembly.